Molecule: messenger RNA, 1130 nt
Organism: Glycine soja
Lineage: Eukaryota; Viridiplantae; Streptophyta; Magnoliopsida; Fabales; Fabaceae
Product: cyclin-dependent kinase inhibitor 7-like
Exons: 4
Coding region: 350-856 (168 amino acids)
Biological process (GO): negative regulation of cyclin-dependent protein serine/threonine kinase activity
Cellular component (GO): nucleus
Molecular function (GO): cyclin-dependent protein serine/threonine kinase inhibitor activity
Source: RefSeq, a predicted model, not a curated record
GAGACCCGUUCUCUCUCCAAUCUUCACUCCCCAAACAGAAUUCUCCGAAACAAUCUCUAUAUAUGAUUCUUCCUUCCUAACCUCAUGAUUCUCGUUUACUCAUUCCCCUCCCAACUAACCGUGACAGCAUCCUUUUGCGUUUUCAACACCCUCUCAACCGUCACCUCCCGCCACGUGUCACUCCCUCAUUCGCCCUCCUCCGGCGCCUGUGAUCACCGCUUCCCACCGCUAUCAAAACCCCCAACACCUCAACCUUUCUUCUUUUUUUUUUUUCCUUCUUCUCUUCGUCACGAUUUCUAUCCUCGUCGCACUUUCGAACACUGAAAAUUGAGAUUGCAGAAGAAUAUCAAUGGAGAUGGCUCAGGUUAAGGCACGAGCUCGAACUGCAUUGGCCAUGGCAGCUUCCGCAACUUCACCGAAGAGAAGAAAAAUCUCCUUCGUUCAAAUCAAGAGUUUGAGCAACGCUACCUCUCCGACGACGGAGGAACGAAUCUCCGGCGAAUCUCCGGCUUCGUGCUGCUCCAGCAACGGAUCCUUCGACAACGAAAACCGAAUCAUCAAAUCCUCAGAUCUAGAGGUUGAGAGUGCGCAAGUUGAAACAUGGACGUGCAACUGCGGUGAACAACAACAACAAAAAAUAAGGAGAGAGAUGAGUCUCACGCGCGAGGUGGAUUCAACGGAGGAGCAUAUCACCAAAACCAAAUCUCGCUGCGUUCCAACGGAGUCGGAGCUCGAAGAUUUCUUCGCUGCUGCGGAGAAAGACAUUCAGAAACGCUUCACAGACAAGUAUAAUUAUGAUUUUGUGAAGGACAUGCCUUUGGAGGGACAAUACGAGUGGGUUAAAUUGAAGUCAUAAAAGUGAAAGUACCAACCUUGAAAGAAGAAGAAGAAGAAGACCGUUAAUUAAAAAAUCAUGCCACUUGCUGACAUUAUUUUUACGUUAAUUAAUUUACUUUAGGUACUUCAUUUUUUACUUCGACUUUUCGUUUUUUCACGGUAGGACUACGUUUGGUGUACAGUUAAUUUUAUUUUUCUUCUUCUAUGGUUAAAUUCCCUUUGUUAUUUAUUUGUGUACGGUUUAUGAUAUAGUUAUACGGAGAAAGCUAGUUCUGUGAAUUCCGUUGAUGGUA